Molecule: messenger RNA, 606 nt
Organism: Trifolium pratense (red clover)
Lineage: Eukaryota; Viridiplantae; Streptophyta; Magnoliopsida; Fabales; Fabaceae
Exons: 1
Coding region: 1-606 (201 amino acids)
Molecular function (GO): nucleic acid binding; zinc ion binding
Source: RefSeq, a predicted model, not a curated record
AUGGUGAUGGAGGAAGAUCAAAAAGUAAGUGAUUAUUUCUCAAAACUUAUUGCACUUGUAAAUCAAAUGCAAAACUGUGGAGAGAACAUCACUGAUGAAAUGGUAGUAGAGAAAGUGUUAAGGUCUUUAACUCCAAGCUUUGACCAUGUAGUAGUAGCCAUAGAGUAUUCAAAAGAUAUAACCACUAUGAAAAUUAAGGAAUUGCAAAGUGCUUUAGAAGCACAUGAGAUCAAAGUGCUUAGUAGAGGUUCAGAGAGAUUGAAUCAACAAGCCCUGCAGGCUCAAACCAACAAGAAAGAUAAUAGUAGCAAGAACUACAAAAAGAAAGGAAAAGAUAAGGCAAAAUGGUUCAAAGAUCAAAAUUCAAAGACUGAUGACAAAGCCGAAUCUUCUAAGGGAGGAGGUUUUGUCAAAGGCAAGAACAAGAAGAAGAAUUUUGAUAAAAGCAAAGUGAAACGCUACAACUGUGAGAAACUUGGACAUUUUUCUGAUGAGUGUUGGUACAAGAAAGAUCAACAAGAGGCCAAUAUAGCAGAAAAGAGUGAUGUUAAAGUAGUGCUGAUGAUGGCUACUAUAGGUGAUGAAAGUGAGAAGAGUGAAGAGUGA